This is a messenger RNA of Penicillium verhagenii, 2610 nucleotides long. RefSeq names its product putative C6 transcription factor. Bases 1 to 2610 code for a protein of 869 amino acids. The transcript has 2 exons. Gene Ontology annotation, biological process: positive regulation of transcription by RNA polymerase II; DNA-templated transcription. The record is from RefSeq and is a predicted model, not a curated record. Gene Ontology annotation, molecular function: DNA-binding transcription factor activity, RNA polymerase II-specific; DNA binding; zinc ion binding. NCBI's taxonomy places the organism in Eukaryota, Fungi, Ascomycota, Eurotiomycetes, Eurotiales, Aspergillaceae.
AUGGAUGAGGGCUCCGAUAAAGCCCCUCGGCGGAAGAGGGUCUCCAGAGCAUGCGACCGUUGUCGCAGUAAAAAAUUCGUCUCCCGGACUAACCGCCCGCACUCGGAAUCUCAGGACAAAUGUGAUGGAGUUCGUCCCACUUGCUCCGCCUGCCAGGCUUCGGACCACACAUGCUCCUACGAUCCCCAUGCGAAGAAACGAGGUCUACCGGAAGGUUAUGUACGGGGUCUAGAGAAACUAUGGGCGCUCUCUAUCUGCAACAUCGACGGGUUUGAAGAAACCAUGUUAGCCAUGCUGGGAACCACGAUGGAAUCGGCCGGUCGUCGCGGCAAGAUGAUGUCCGUCUGGACGGACGACAAUAAUUCAGAGAGCCUUCAUGAGACCUGGAAGACUAGUCGCCUGUUUAGCGCACUCGAGAAAAUGCUAUCAAACUCCGAGCCAGCCCCCCUCACCACCGGCAAACGACCGCGAAGCCCCAACGAUGAUUUUGCAGACGUCUCGGAUAGUCAUUGGGGGUUUCGAGUUGGUCGAGAAAUGACCCCUCUGGGAUCUGACGCGCCUCGAGUGGUCGGACCCCCCGGCCUCUCCCCAAUUACGAAACGAGCUCGCCUGGCGCAGGCCCCGGACAAUCGUAGCUCCCAAUUGAGCAAUAGCCCCCAUACCCUCCAACUACCACCGCAGACCUCACAACUCCUCGAUAUUUACUUCGCGACAACGCACUCUUGGUUCCCCGUUGUCGCCAAACACAACAUCCUUCGCGCCUCCUACCUCUACGCCAAUGCACCAUUCUCAGUGGCGACAACAUCUCCGGGGUCCGGAGACCAUGCAACACUAUGGGCUAUUUUAAGUUAUACCAUUACUCAGUCUCGACCCGAUCCGCGAGCCCGUCCGGAGGGAGCUUUGUCUCUUGCGAAAGAGUACUAUGCAGUAGCCCGAAAUCUCAUCCCUUCGGAAAACGAACGUUACGAACUCGGUCACAUUCAGGCAUUACUCUUACUAACGUUGGUGAACAUGGGAUUAGAGGACUGGACAGCCUCGUGGCUGUUAAGUGGCCAAGCAGUGCGGAUGGCCGUUGCCAUGGGUUUGGGAGCCAUGACGGAUACCCGUCGCUCGGAUGAAUUGAGACAAGGCAAAGCGGUCUUCUUGGGGUGCUUUGUGGUCGACUCAUUACUAUCGUUCCGUCUCUCCCGAUCUCCGGCAAUGUCGUCGAAUGAUUUGACUACCGUGGGCCUUUUGGAAGAGGAUGGAUUGGAAGAGUGGAAUUCGUGGGUGGACGUUCUCCCUCCCACUGGUGCGGCACAUGGCAAGAACCCUCCUCGAAGAGGUCCGCUACUAGCAUUAAGCUGCUUCAAUCGAUUGGUUGAACUGGCCAGUGUACUCAACAAGACUUCUCGCAACUUAGCCAUGGGUUACAAACCUGCCUCCUUCGCACAGCAGCUGGUCGUGGACCUCAAGCAAUGGGAUGAUGGGCUACCUCUUGGAUGUCGCUUGAUCGGGCCUGAGAGUAUCUAUCCGGACCGACAUUCUGCUUUGUUGCCGCAUCAGAGUUAUCUCGGACUCACUUAUGUGGCGACCCUUCUUUGGCUUUACUUGCACCUGAUUCCCGGAGAGCAGGGGUUGCACCGAAGCCAGCGACCAGCAACCGAGGGAGCAAAGAAGCUAUUGUAUAGAGGGCUGUCGAUGAUUUCACAACACCUGGAAAAUUUCCCCAUGUGCGGACUCCCGCCUAUUUUCGAGUUCGGCAUGCGCACCAUAUCCGAACAGGCCUUUUCACUACGACAAACAGUGGAUUCUUCGGAUAGCUUCCCAUUUUCCCAAUGGGCGGAGGAGUUUCAGCAAAAAACAACCGCGUUGAUACCGACAUGGCCCGUGUAUGGCUCCUUGGUAUCUUCAAUGGAACGCUGGCAACAGCCGCAUGACUUUCCUAGAGCCCAGCCAGGAUUUUCUGGCGCCAUCGUUCCCCCCUCGAUGCCCGGAACAGCAACACUCGGUCCCAUGCAGCCGGUCGGUGCACACGGCAUGCUUCCGCACGAUCAAGGGAGCUAUGCUUCAUCUAUCCUUGGAAUUAGCAUUCCCGUCGACGGUCAGUCGUUGACACCCAAAGACACCGUCAUGGAGAACACGGAUUUAUCCAUGAUGGAAGUACCGUUGCAGCAAGCGCAGCAGCCAAUGGACACACGCUCGAUUCUUUCGGAGAAAGUGACCCCGCGCAGUGGACCAGAUAUGAUGUACGCCUCCACUGGCACUACUCACCCGCAGCCACAAACCCCAGAUUCCGCUACCUCUAACCCAAUGAUGGGUAAGCCUCCCACGAGUGAUCGAACCGGACCGAGCGAGAUGGGAUAUCCCGUUGGGAACGGGGACCUCGACGCGAUUUUCAAAGACCUGGCAUACCUGGACACAACUGAAUGGUCCAACAACCGCGAGGCUGGCCUCAAAGAUUUUGGAUUCUUGGACGAUAGCACUUUCCAGGCCUUCUGCCAUGACCCUGAUCGACUGGUAGGAUCACAACCUCUUGUCCACCCCCCAUCCAUUGCAGACAUCUGGCCACCUCCGGGGUUCUUCCCAGAGAUGUUCCAGGAAGUUCCGGAGAAGACCAUGAACGGCUGA